CUGGCUCUGUGACGCAUCCACCAUGGUCCCCGUUAUCAGAGGGCCAUUGGGGUGGGGCAGCUCCAUUUGCUUAAGGCUUAGUCGUGAGGGCCCAGCCCCCAUUACGUCAAACCUGGCCCAUAUAAGAUGCGGGGUCCCCAGCCGUGGUCCGCAUCAGCCACCCGGCCCGACAUGGCUCAGCUGCCCCACAGCCUCUGUUCCGCGUUUGGCUUCCAGUGCUGCCUCGUCUUCCUUCUGGCUUCUUGGGCAGCAGGUGCUCCAUCUCAAGGACUUCAGAGAACUAGAGAAUCUCCAACAUCUCCUCACUUACCUGCCUUCACCCCAGGCCUUAUCCACACUGCUCCCCCUGACCACACUGCCCUGCCUUCCAAACACAAGCCUUCAGAUCCCCCCAAAUCUACUGAAAUCCAGAGAUCGAAGCCCCGCUGUACCACCACACGCAGCCCCAGGCCCACUCCCAAGCCUACAGAUAGUUCCAGAAGCACAGACAAGGAAAGCUCCGCAGCUCAGCACACAACGUCCCCCCCUUCUACACAGAACACCAGCAGCCACCAAAAGGAGUCAGUUAUCCAGCAACAGCCCUCUAAUCUGGACUUCACUAACAAACACAAAAGAUCACCUACACAACAGCCCACCUCAGCACCCAAGAGGAAAACGACUUGUAAAUCCAUAACAAGGAAAACAGGAAAGACAACUACAACUGCCAGACCUGUGGAAAAGACGGCCACGAGUUUAAACAAUACAACCAUCACCUCACACAAGACUAUGACUUGUAAAUCCAUAACAAGAAAGACAACUACAACUGCCAGACCUGUGGAAAAGACGGCCACGAGUUUAAAUAAUACAAUCAUCACCUCACACAAGACUACGAUUGCUUCCCACAGCUCCAUCAGUUCAGAGAUCAAUAGAAAGACCACAUUUCCCCCAGAAAAAACCACACAAGCCACUGUGACAUCAAAGAAAACUACAGAAAACCCAGAACAGUCAGAUGGAACUGAAGGGAAUAGGACUACAGUUGUCCCAGAGAACCCCCUCCCAAGGACUACAAAAGACAUAACAGAGACAGCAGUCAGUGAGACCAUGGGAGUCCACACAACAUCGCUGGGACAUGGAGGAAAGACUGUAUCUGCCCACGAGCCCACAGGGGCCCACACCACAGCUGCACAACAUGAAGGGGAGACCGUGUCAGCCCACGAGCCCACAGGGGCCCACACCACAGCUCCACAACAUGAAGAGGAGACCGUGUCAGCCCACGAGCCCACAGGGGCCCACACCACAGCUUCACAACAUGAAGGGGAGACCGUGUCAGCCCACGAGCCCACAGGGGCCCACACCACAGCUGCACAACAUGAAGAGGAGACCGUGUCAGCCCACGAGCCCACAGGGGCCCACACCACAGCUUCACAACAUGAAGAGGAGACCGUGUCAGCCCACGAGCCCACAGGGGCCCACACCACAGCUUCACAACAUGAAGGAGAGACCGUGUCAGCCCACGAGCCCACAGGGGCCCACACCACAGCUCCACAACAUGAAGAGGAGACCGUGUCAGCCCACGAGCCCACAGGGGCCCACACCACAGCUUCACAACAUGAAGGAGAGACCGUGUCAGCCCACGAGCCCACAGGGGCCCACACCACAGCUGCACAACAUGAAGAGGAGACCGUGUCAGCCCACGAGCCCACAGGGGCCCACACCACAGCUUCACAACAUGAAGGGGAGACCGUGUCAGCCCACGAGCCCACAGGGGCCCACACCACAGCUGCACAACAUGAAGAGGAGACCGUGUCAGCCCACGAGCCCACAGGGGCCCACACCACAGCUGCACAACAUGAAGGGGAGACCGUGUCAGCCCACGAGCCCACAGGGGCCCACACCACAGCUCCACAACAUGAAGGGGAGACCGUGUCUGCCCACGAGCCCACAAGGGCCCACACCACAGCUCCACAACAUGAAGGGGAGACCGUGUCUGCCCACGAGUCCACAGGGGCCCACACCACAGCUCCACAACAUGAAGGGGAGACCGUGUCUGCCCACGAGCCCACAAGGGCCCACACCACAGCUCCACAACAUGAAGGGGAGACCGUGUCAGCCCACGAGCCCACAGGGGCCCACACCACAGCUUCACAACAUGAAGAGGAGACCGUGUCAGCCCACGAGCCCACAGGGGCCCACACCACAGCUUCACAACAUGAAGGAGAGACCGUGUCAGCCCACGAGCCCACAGGGGCCCACACCACAGCUGCACAACAUGAAGAGGAGACCGUGUCAGCCCACGAGCCCACAGGGGCCCACACCACAGCUUCACAACAUGAAGGAGAGACCGUGUCAGCCCACGAGCCCACAAGGGCCCACACCACAACUUCACAAAGUAAAGAAGAGACCGUGUCAGCCCACGAGCCCACAAGGGCCCACACCACAACUUCACAAAGUGAAGAAGAGACCGUGUCAGCCCAUGAGCCCACAGGGGCCCACACCACAGCUGCACAACAUGAAGGGGAGACCGUGUCAGCCCACGAGCCCACAGGGGCCCACACCACAACUUCACAAAGUGAAGAAGAGACCGUGUCAGCCCAGGAGCCCACAGGGGCCCACACCACAGCUGCACAACAUGAAGAGGAGACCGUGUCAGCCCACGAGCCCACAGGGGCCCACACCACAGCUGCACAACAUGAAGAGGAGACCGUGUCAGCCCACGGGCCCACAGGGGCUCACACCACAGCUCCACAACAUAAAGGGGAGACCGUAUCUGCCCACGAGCCCACAGGGGCCCACACCACAGCUGCACAACAUGAAGAGGAGACUGUGUCAGCCCACGAGCCCACAAGGGCCCACACCACAACUUCACAAAGUGAAGAAGAGACCAUGUCAGCCCACGAGCCCACAAGGGCCCACACCACAACUUCACAAAGUGAAGAAGAGACCGUGUCAGCCCACGGGCCCACAGGGGCUCACACCACAGCUCCACAACAUGAAGGGGAGACCGUGUCUGCCCACGAGCCCACAAGGGCCCACACCACAGCUCCACAACAUGAAGGGGAGACCGUGUCAGCCCACGAGCCCACAGGGGCCCACACCACAGCUGCACAACAUGAAGGGGAGACCGUGUCAGCCCACGAGCCCACAGGGGCCCACACCACAGCUGCACAACAUGAAGGGGAGACCGUGUCAGCCCACGAGCCCACAGGGGCCCACACCACAGCUUCACAACAUGAAGGGGAGACCGUGUCAGCCCACGAGCCCACAUGGGCCCACACCACAGCUGCACAACAUGAAGCGGAGACCGUGUCAGCCCAUGAGCCCACAGGGGCCCACACCACUGCUCCACAACAUGAAGGGGAGACCGUGUCUGCCCACGAGCCCACAGAGGUCCACACCACAGCUCCACAACCUGAAGGGGAGACCGUGUCAGCCCACAAGCCCACAGGGGCACAUACCACAGCUCCACAACGUGAAGAAGAGACCGUGUCUGCCCACGAGCCCACAGGGGCCCACACCACAGCACCAGAACAUGGUGGAAAGACCACACUGACCCAGGAGACCACAGCAACCCAAACAACGCCUCCAGAUCAUGGAGAAAGGACUACAUCAGGCCACAAGACAACACAAAUCUUAUCAAAGGCCACAGAACACCCAGAAGAUGCCACAUCAACCCCAGAGAAAACCACAAUAGUUUCCAAAACUCCCAUAGUAUAUCCAAAGACCACACUGACCACUGAGACCACAGAAAUCCUCAUCAAAUCUACCAAAACCCCAGAAAAAACAUCAGCAGCAAUCACAGAGACAGCAAGGCACACAGCCAAGACCACAGGAGGCAAACAGAUCUCUGUCACCUCUCCUUACUUAAAGGGAACCAAGGUCACCCAUCAAGCUUCUGUUGGUCCUUUGACUAUAUCUGGAAUGGACCGGAAUCAUACCACAUCAGAAGCCCCAGGCAACCAGAGUCCUCCUCAGUACAAUGACAGCGCCUCACAGUUGGGCACUCAGACUGGGGAGCCGGAGGGAUCAGGCUCCUUCCCCGCCUGGGCCAUAGUGAUUGUGGUCCUGCUGGCCCUGAUUCUCCUGUUGCUGUUCAUUGGUCUGAUCCUGGUCUUCUGCCUGACCCCACGGCGCCGUGCGCUGACCCACAGUCCCGAGGACAGCGGCCUCCAGGACGAGGAGGGCCCCAAUUCCUACCCGGUCUACCUGAUGGAGCAGCAGAAUUUGGGCUGGGGACAGCUCCCUUCCCCACAGUGAUCUUCCAGGAGGUGCCCAGCCCAGCCCUCCAGACUCAGCCUUCCCGGAUGGGGCAUUAGACCCGCAGUCCCCGUUCCUGGACAUGGCAACAUGGCGCGGUGUUAGCCCAGCGUCAGCCUGGCUCUUAGCUGAGGAACCAGUGGAAGAUGAGAGAUCACUGAGAAGGAUGCGAGUUUCGGAGAAACAGAAGGAAUAAAGAACACACACAAAUGUGCACCCCAGUGAGAGAGAAGCCAAUGCACGGCGGGCGGGCGGGUGAGGCCUCCAAGUGCAGGCUGAGCUGAGAAGUGGAGAGAAUGCAGACAGGGCUCCCUGGCUCUGGGGCUUUUGUCUUCCAGAGCUUAAGACUUGUCUCUGGGUGCCCAGGAUCCUCGCCUUUCCUUCUUUAAUGAAACCAAGCCAAGCCCGGUCUAAGCAGGAUCGAGGCAGAAAAGAGGAUUCCCGGUGCGUCUGCUGUUCCCUGGAGGAAGGGGAUCCCGGACGAUCAGUACCCGUCCUCAGGGGUCCUCGCUCCCACGUCCCCAGCUCUCCGAGUGUCAGGCUGGGUUCCCUGCUGGCUCUGAGCAGCGACGUCUCCCCAGCCAGCCCUUGUGGUCCCAGGCCUCCCGAUGACGGUGGCCCACACUCAUGGUGCUGUUCCCGAAGCCAGGCCACGUGUCUUUUCCAGUCUUCCUGCUCCCCGUACCUUCGCCCCAGGCUCCAGGUCCCCACGUCCCCUCUGCCCGUGCUGUUCAGGUUUCCUAGGCGGCGCCCUGGCCCCUGUGACCCAACAAGUGGAGAGGAAAGGACUGAACAUGUCCUUCUGUUGGAUUUUUUAAAAAUAAAGUGCAUCUUAU
Messenger RNA from Cavia porcellus (domestic guinea pig), 5069 nucleotides. It is a transcript of the gene Mucl3, whose product is annotated as mucin like 3. The coding region runs from base 127 to 4233 and encodes 1368 amino acids. Lineage: Eukaryota; Metazoa; Chordata; Mammalia; Rodentia; Caviidae. The record is from RefSeq and is a predicted model, not a curated record. The transcript has 3 exons.